This is a messenger RNA of Dendronephthya gigantea, 1493 nucleotides long. Its product is annotated as N-terminal EF-hand calcium-binding protein 1-like. Lineage: Eukaryota; Metazoa; Cnidaria; Anthozoa; Malacalcyonacea; Nephtheidae. Gene Ontology annotation, cellular component: cytoplasm. The coding region runs from base 85 to 1086 and encodes 333 amino acids. Gene Ontology annotation, biological process: regulation of amyloid precursor protein biosynthetic process. The transcript has 14 exons. Gene Ontology annotation, molecular function: calcium ion binding. The record is from RefSeq and is a predicted model, not a curated record.
UCAGGGAAAAAUUAGAACGUGCAAAAAAGACUAAUCUUGACACUUAAACUUGUUGAUUCUUUUGACUAAAGUCACUCGUAAAAUAUGGCAGAAACAGGCACGGCAAAUGAACAAGUGAAAAACAGGGAGGGCUUAACAAUAUUUCAAGACGUUUUCCGACGAGCAGAUAAAAACGAUGAUGGAGCAUUGUCGAUGGCAGAGUUUAAAACAUUCUUCAAUGAUGGUAUACUGUCAGAGAAAGAUCUGGAGAAACUGUUCAAUGACAUAGACACUCACAAUACUGCAAACAUUGAUACGCAGGAACUUUGCGACUAUUUUCAGGAGCAUCUAGGACCAUUUUCGUCAAUAUUUUCUGGAUUGGAAAACAUGAACACUGCUGUUAACAGUGCUUUGUUAGAGACGUCAAAGAGUUAUCCUGAUGCCAGCUUCUUUGCAAAGUUCACCAGAAGAUUCUUGAUGCAAGAGGUCGUAAACCAACUGGGCUCGGUCCAGUAUCAUGUUGACACAGCUUUGGAUAAAAUUGAGGAGGGAGAACAAAGCACAAGAACUGAUUCACCAUAUGUGGAACAAAGAAAGAGUGGAAUGAAGUCAAAGAUUAAGAAGAAGAUGGAAAAUUAUCAACAGCAAAUGAGCAAUGAAGGUAACUCAGUCUCUCGUCUUUCAUCACAAGUUGACCGCUUGGCUGACUUGGUCAACAAACUAGAAUCAAAGGUGAAAUUCCGAGUUGUUGAGGAGGAAAUUAAUCCAAAGAAUGACAAAAUGGUUAUCAUUGUGCGUCGCAAGUUUGUGGUUAACACUGAAGGCGAAGACGAGUUCAAAGCUUCAUUAAGAACGUACAUUAAUGCGACUGGUCUCGCACAAGGCUGCAUUGAGUUGUCAAUUCGGGCUUUCACCGGAUCUGAUGUGUACGUCUUGUAUGAAAUUUGGUCCAGCAAAGAUAAUCUUAAUCGUUAUUACACUUCGACUGAAUCGAGGACUUUUCUGCGUUCAAAUGUUGAUCAUUUGCAGCAACCUGAGGAAUAUUCUCAGAUGCCCAUUCCAGCCGUGUGGUUGGGUGAAGCUGACUCAAGCGAGGAAUUGUUGUAACGAACUUUUGGUGAGGCACUGAAUACUGUGAACACUGCACAAAUGAUGCCGGUACUGGUAGUAAGUGGGAAUAAAAUGCUCAAAAUACAAUAUGUUUUGAGUCAGGGGAACUGAUGAUUAAUUAAUGACUGUCCCAUUGGGCGGUGUUUUUCACAUUGUACGGGGUGGGAGAUCUGGCGGUCAGUUUCGGGUCUCUGAUGAAAGCACAAAACAUAAAUAAUUCUCUGCAGUAGAAAUAGUUUUUGUUACCUUGCGCUUUCAUCACAGCCGUUUGACCAAAACCACUGAUCUGGUAAUAAGAACUGGAUAUAGCGCGUUAUCAGAUCAGUGGUGAAGGGCCUGUUUACAUGGAGCGAGUUAUCCCGGCUGGGCGAGGUAAAAAGCGCAUCACAUGACAUCAAAGGAUU